Zingiber officinale is the source of this 2610-nucleotide messenger RNA. Its product is annotated as receptor-like protein EIX1. The transcript has a single exon. Gene Ontology annotation, cellular component: plasma membrane. The coding region runs from base 1 to 2610 and encodes 869 amino acids. Lineage: Eukaryota; Viridiplantae; Streptophyta; Magnoliopsida; Zingiberales; Zingiberaceae. Gene Ontology annotation, molecular function: protein binding. The record is from RefSeq and is a predicted model, not a curated record.
AUGAGCAGCAAAGGGUGCUUAGAGAAGGAGAGGGAUGCUCUCUUGCUUUACAAAGCCUCCAUCAAAGAUACUUCCGCCCUCUUGUCUUCGUGGAAUAUUGCCCAAGUAGACUGCUGCGCAUGGACUGGCGUAGUCUGCUACAACACAACGGGCAGAGUAGGAGUGGCCGAGCUCAACCUUCAAGAGAUGGAUUUGAGGGGUGAGCUCCUGCAUCCUUCAUUAUUGUCUUUAACUCAUUUGCACACCUUAAAUCUAAGUUAUAAUGACUUUGAGGGCGCCCAAAUUCCACCUCUUAUUGCUUCUCUUAACAAACUCAGGUAUCUUGAUCUUUCUUGGUCCAACUUUAGUGGAACCAUCCCCCCUCAUCUUGGAAACUUAACUAAUCUUCGUCAUCUUGAUCUCAGCUCGUAUUAUAAUUCUGCCAAAGUUGUCCACAGCCUAGACUGGCUCUCUGGCCUUUCUUCUUUGAUUUAUCUGGACAUGUCCGUUUUGGAUCUCAGCGCUGCCUCCCAUAAUUGGAUAUGGGCAGUCAACAUGCUACCUUCCCUACAAGUAUUAACUUUAUCUGAUUGUAAAAUUAAUAAUAUCCCUCAGUAUUCUCUUAGUUUCCAUCUCAACCUCACUUCUCUCAGGAUUCUCGAUCUUAGUUUCAAUAACUUCAACUCUUCUUUUCCUAACUGGUUGUGCAAUCUCACCAGCCUCUCCUAUCUUGAUCUUUCAAACUCUGGAAUUCAAGGGACUCUGCCUACCGAAAUUGGCAACUUAAUUGGCCUCACGCAUCUUGAUCUUUCCUCCAAUUGGCUCUCCGGUCCCCUUCCUAAUGCAAUUUGGAAAUGGAAGAAUCUAUUAAGUCUCAAACUGAGCUAUAAUUUGCUUGGAGUUUCUUUACCAGUCGGGAUUACGAAUCUCUCAAGCUUAUCUGCACUAUGGCUUGAUAAUUGUUCACUAAGUGGUCCAAUACCUAGUGACUUAGGAAAUUUGACUACUCUAAAUACUAUUUCUCUUUCAGAUAAUUCACUUUCUGGGUCAAUACCAAUUGAGAUUUGGAAACUAGCCAACCUAAAUGACCUUGACCUCUCUUAUAAUUGGUUCGAGGGUGAAAUCACUGAGUUCCACCAUUCUAAUCUUACUUCUCUAGAUCUCUCCUACAACAAAAUUAGUGGUACUUUGCCACCAACAUCCCUACCGAGUUUGACUAAACUAAAUUUUUUAAAUCUUCGUUGGAAUCGACUUGAAGGUCUAAUUCCACAUUUUCCACCCAACCUUAAUUUUCUAGAUCUAUCCGAUAAUGCCUUUUCGGGAAAACUACCACCGGCCUUAUUCAUGCUGCAGCAACUAUCUUAUUUAUCUCUAUCGCAUAAUCAUAUUAAUGGAAGCAUACCACCCAAUGUUUGCAAUUCUCAUAUACUUGAGCACCUCGACAUGUCAAAUAACCAAAUAACCGGAGAAAUUCCUCAGUGUUGGCAAAAGGAUUCACUUCUUGAGUAUAUUAAUUUGGAAAACAAUAUGCUCUUUGAAGAAAUUCCAAGCUCUCUUGGAAAUUUGAUGAGACUUCAGUUCUUGCAUUUGAAUAACAAUAAUUUAAAAGGGCAUCUUCCAUCAUCAAUGCAAAAUUGCACUUGGCUACGGGUUGUUGAUCUUGGUGACAAUAGUUUUUCUGGAAAUAUACCAGUGUGGAUUGGUCAAAGUUGGCAAUACUUGGGCAUUCUUCGACUACGAUCAAAUAUGUUUAAUGGAAAUAUUGAUCCACAACUUGGAUAUUUAAGAUAUCUACAAAUUAUCGACCUUGCAAAUAAUAAAUUGUCUGGGCUAAUACCACGUUCCUUUGGAAAUUUCAACACAAUGAUUUCAACAUCAACAAGAUCAUCUCAUCGCUUUGAAGAAAUAAUAGAAUCUGCAGACAUAGCUUGGAUAUUUAAUGAAAAUAUUACUUUAGUUACAAAAGGAGAUCAACUUACCUUUUCUUCCAUUCUUUAUCUUGUCAAGAGUAUAGACCUUUCAAAUAAUGGCUUGACAGAUGAGAUUCCUGAAGAACUAGGACAUCUUGUUGGACUUUACAAUUUGAAUUUAUCAAGGAACUACUUCAAAGGCAAGAUCCCAGAUAGUAUCGGUGGAAUGAGUUCAUUAGAAACUCUAGAUUUGUCACUCAAUAAUUUGUCAGGGAUAAUUCCUCAAAGCUUGUCAAAACUAAAUGCUUUGAACCAUUUGAAUUUGUCUUAUAACAACCUAUCAGGAAAUAUUCCCUCUGGGCAUCAGCUUCAAACAUUAGAUGAUGUAACUAUUUAUAUCGGCAAUCCUUAUCUUUGUGGAGACAUAGUAAACAAGAGUUGCUUUCAUGGGGACAACAACAAUGCAACAAGCAAGGAGAAUGCAAUGUUAUCGCCAAUGUUAUCAAUCUAUCUCAGUAGUACACUUGGAUAUUUUGUUGGAUUGUGGAGUGUGUUUGCCCUUCUACUAUUCAAGAAAAGAUGGAGGUACUCUUACUUUAAGAAAGUCGAUGAAAUUUAUGAUAAAUUCUAUGUGACAAUCAAGAUAAAAUUGAAUGGAAUAGCGAAUGGUUUGUUUUUUUUUAGAAAAAAUAAAGUUUAUGGUGAAUGUAACAAUAAGUAG